Molecule: messenger RNA, 1621 nt
Organism: Bemisia tabaci
Lineage: Eukaryota; Metazoa; Arthropoda; Insecta; Hemiptera; Aleyrodidae
Product: methyl farnesoate epoxidase
Biological process (GO): xenobiotic metabolic process
Cellular component (GO): cytoplasm; intracellular membrane-bounded organelle
Molecular function (GO): oxidoreductase activity, acting on paired donors, with incorporation or reduction of molecular oxygen, reduced flavin or flavoprotein as one donor, and incorporation of one atom of oxygen; heme binding; iron ion binding
Source: RefSeq, a predicted model, not a curated record
GAGGUUUCUUCUUUGUCCCGCAUCCAACGGUCUUCCCUUUCUCUGUUUGCGCGCCAUGGUGAUCCAUCUCCUUUUCGCUCUCCUCCUCAUUGUUCUGAUUUCCUUCGUUUACAUCGACUCCAGAAGGCCGCCGAAUUUUCCGCCAGGACCAAAAUGGCUCCCGGUGAUCGGCAACUUAUACGCCGUCCAGAAGCGGUUGACAAAGAUGAAAUUUCUCCAUCUGGUAUUCACGGAAUUGGCAGAGAAAUACGGACCCGUGGUUGGACUUCGUUUGGGCCUGUUUCGAGUCAUCAUCGUUUCCGAUUAUGACAGCAUUCGUCAGGUCCUCACCAAAGAUGAGUUUGUGGGCCGCCCUCAAGGGUUCAUUUUUCGCUUGAGGUCCUUCGGGAAAAGGCAUGGUUUAGUCUUCACAGACGGACCUGUUUGGAUGGAGCAAAGGCGGUUCUGCUUGAAGUACUUGCGAGAAACAGGGAUGGGGAAACCGAGAAUGGACCAUCUCAUCGGCAUUGAAGCAGCGGAGGUUGUCCAAGCUCUCCGCAUCAAAAUGCAGACGCACGGCUUCGUAAGUGUGCGAAAUUUCUUCGACGUGGCCGUUCUGAACGUGCUGUGGACGAUGGUGGCCGGACAGAGAUUCCAUAUCGAGGAUCAAAGACUCUCAAAGCUUCUCAAUUUACUCCACCAACUCUUCAGGCUUGUUGACACUUCGGGAGGAGUCCUGAAUCAGCUGCCCAUGCUCAGGCACGUUGCGCCUGAAAAAAGCGGGUAUAGGCAAUUUAAGAGCAUUCUCGACCAGAUUCACGCUUUCCUGAAGGAAUCUGUGGACGAACACCGAGAGAAUUUUUCGUCUAAUUUGUACGAGGCGAACGACUUAAUGAGUGCUUACAUCCGUCAAAUAGAGAGCAAUAACGAAACUUCUAAGUCUACUGCCAACCCUUCAGAGUUUUCAGAGGAACAACUACUGGUGAUUCUUUUGGAUCUGUUCAUGGCUGGUUCCGAAACGACGAGCACAACACUCGACUUCAUCAUCCUCUACUUGGUUCGAUUCCCGGAGUGCCAAAAAAAGGCGCACGAUCAGUUGUUCUCAGUCACGGGCUUCAACCGAGAACCAACCCUUAAAGACAGACCGAGCCUAUGUUACAUUGAUGCUUUUAUUUCUGAGGUACAGAGACAUGGAAAUAACGUCCCUCUGGGAGUUUCUCAUAGAGCCGUUGAAGAUACCAAUUUGAACGGUUUUACGAUUCCUAAGGAUAGCGUCGUUUUCACUAACCUCUACCGCAUGAACAUGGACAAACAUUUUUGGGGAGACCCCCACGAAUUUAGACCGGAGAGAUUUCUAAAUUCAAGCGAGCAACUUUCCAAUCACGAGCGAUUCAUGCCUUUCGGCCUGGGUCCUCGAAGAUGCUUGGGAGAAUCCCUCGCCAGGGGUACUCUUUUCGUAUUUGUGGCUUCUAUAUUAAAUAACUUCACAAUCACGUUACCAUCUGAGAAGGAACCACCGACCCUGAUAGGUGUUGAUGGAAUCACAUUGACGAUACAACCUUUUGAAGCAUGUUUCACCCCACACCAUUGAUGAUACAAUUUAGUUUAGAUGAAGAUCUCAAAAAAGUGUAGAAAUUGUAAA